Molecule: messenger RNA, 141 nt
Organism: Linum tenue
Lineage: Eukaryota; Viridiplantae; Streptophyta; Magnoliopsida; Malpighiales; Linaceae
Source: the annotation of a GenBank genome assembly
AUGUACAUCUUCGCCACCUCUCUACUCCUACUCAUCGGCCAGCCCGCGUCCAUCUCACGCGCUGCUGGCACCUUCGCCACCUUGAUGCUCCCGCAGCUCUUCGCCUACGCACUCAACUACCCGAUGACCAAGUUCCUGUAG